AUGGGAAGUUGUUUGAGUAAUCGAUGUGGUACUUCUUGUGUUGUUAUUGCCUGCGAUGAUUCAGAUUUCCAUUUCACUUCUCACAUGUGUUUCGACUUCAUACUUGCGCUCAUGAACUCGAAAUCUUCUCGUAAAAUUGUUCAACUUGGAUGCCAAUAUGAAAACGAUACUAAUUACUUUAACAUGUUGCGUGUUGAUUCAACGACACAUUGA
Messenger RNA from Clunio marinus, 213 nucleotides. The record is from the annotation of a GenBank genome assembly. Lineage: Eukaryota; Metazoa; Arthropoda; Insecta; Diptera; Chironomidae.